UCGUCGUCAUCCUCUUCACCGUCCUCAUCCUCGCUGACAGCUGCUGUCAUGCUAACACUGGCCGACCCGACGGUUUCAGGCGCUUCGCAAAACUCUGGGGUUUCCGUGGAGUGCAGGCAUUUGCAAUGAACAGUCCCAUGGUGCCUUCGUCACUCGCAGAGGGGUCCUUCCAUCGCUCAGUGGUGCGGCCACGUGGAUCAGAAUCAGGAUUCGCCGUUCUGAUGAUGGGGGGCAAAUCGAGCGCGAUCGCUGCGGGCGUGUGUGGGACGCUGAUCAUCGGGUACUGUAUCUAUUUCGACAGAAAAAGACGAAGCGAUCCUAAUUUCAAAACGAGACUGCGUGAACGAAGAAGACCACAGAAAGCUGCUCAGCUACCAGAUCUUAAAGAUGCAGAGGCCGUGCAGAAAUUCUUCCUUGAUGAGAUUCAGCUGGGAGAGGAGCUGCUGGCACAGGGAGACUAUGAGAAGGGUGUGGACCACCUGACCAAUGCCAUCGCUAUAUGUGACCAACCCCAGCAGCUUCUACAGGUGCUCCAGCAAACCUUACCACCUCCAGUCUUCUAUAUACUUGCCAAACUGCCGUCCAUCAGCCAGCACAUAGUAAGUGCUCAGAGCCUGGAGGAAGAUGAUGUUGAGUAAAAAUCUAAAGCUGGCUUGGCAAUGGACCUACUGAACAAACAGAGGCUUCUUCAAUGUGUCUCGUUUGUCUUUUAUUUAUCAUUCCCAUUCCUGUGAUAGUUCGAUCAACAAUACUGACUACUGCACUUUUGUUUCCUGGUUGUUUGAAUUGCAGAAUGAUAGUUUAUGUAGAGUGGGUGAAUGUUAAUUUUAUUCUAUUUCCAGGCAUGAUAACGUCACGACAGAUCUCAAGUUAAACACUCAAUUUUGUUUGUAAGAUCAAGGCUUUUCUGGACACUUGUUCUUAAAGCUGAUAGCUACUUUUUUUUAUAUAAUUACUCACUAAACUGUUGACUACUGAUAACAUGCACUCAGCAAAUGUCAGUUUAUAUGUUAUAUGUUCAUAUGUACAUAAGCAAAAGUUUUAAGGACAUUCAAAGAUUCUGUUGGUUCAUUUUGUCUUAUGUUCUUGUUUGCAUGUCAGACAUUCUUGUUGCGAGUACUAAAUAAAAAUGUUUAUUUUUGUAUGAUCCAGACUAAAAACACAAAGGAAUUGUCCUUUUUUUGUAUUCAAUAAAUACAAUUAAUUAACUGUA
Molecule: messenger RNA, 1213 nt
Organism: Myxocyprinus asiaticus (Chinese sucker)
Lineage: Eukaryota; Metazoa; Chordata; Actinopteri; Cypriniformes; Catostomidae
Product: mitochondrial import receptor subunit TOM20 homolog
Exons: 6
Coding region: 126-638 (170 amino acids)
Biological process (GO): protein targeting; tRNA import into mitochondrion; protein import into mitochondrial matrix
Cellular component (GO): mitochondrial outer membrane; mitochondrial outer membrane translocase complex
Molecular function (GO): transmembrane protein transporter activity
Source: RefSeq, a predicted model, not a curated record